UCCGUCCAGGAGGGUGCGAAAACGGAGAACGAGCACAUCGAACUGAAAGUUGCCGGGCAGGACGGCUCCGUGGUGCAGUUCAGAAUCAAGCGGCACACUCCGCUGAGCAAGCUCAUGCAGGCGUACUGCUUCCGACAGGGCUUGUCAAUGAGGUACAUUAUGUUCCUGUUUGAUGGAAAGCCCAUUAAAGAAGCAGACACACCUGCACAGCUGGAGAUGGAACACAACGACACGAUCGAAGUGUACCAGCAGCAGACAGGAGGAGGGUGCUAAGACACAGCAUCUUUUGGAGAACAGUUUAAGGAUCCUCAUCACUCCCUGCUCUCUCAUCUCUCCUUGGAUUUGCUGUUUUAUUAGGGAACAGAUGAACAUGCCAAUCACACAGGGUUCUUUGAAACUUCUCAGGAUAUUUACCAAAGUUGCUUGUUGUCUUUGACGUUCUGUGUGCACAAGUCAAAAUAGUAUCUGCAGGGAUUGAGCUGUGUCUGAAUUUCACUAUUUCAAAUUCAGAUUAAGUAAUAUGUGUUGUCUCUCUGUUGUUAGCCUUUUUUAAAAAAAUACUGUUUGUAUUAUCUCUUUUUUUUCUCUCUUUAAACUUGUGGCCUAAGCAUUCAUCCAUGUAUUGGGACACUGAGUGUUCUUUCCUGUCUCUGUUUGGUUUUGUCCCUGUUUUAACUUAAACUAUAGAAAUAGUUCAAUGUAUUUUCAUGCCAAGUGUGAGUGUAAAAGUUUCCUUUUAAGAUGUGCGUGAGAGAAGGGACACAGAUACAGGUUUAAAGUUUUUAGCUCAUGUUACAAAUUCAUUCAAUCCCUUGGGCAGCAUCCUGCCCUUGACUGGGGCUAGAACACAAUACAAUGCUUAGGAUAGGGUUUAAAUACUUCAGGUUUACAUGUGGUUUUUUCAUAUUAUGAUAAAGUAGGACAAAAUAUACUUUUCUUUAAUGCAGAAAUGGGGGUUUUUUUUGUCCUGCACUAUUGCAGAGCUGGAGGUUGCAGCAGGGCAGCUGGUCCAAAAACUUAAUGCUUGUGAUAGAGCUCCCUUAACUUUGAGUCUCUGUGGGCACUGGAAGUCCGUGGCCUCAGAUUUCUUUUUAAAUCUCUUUUUUGUAUAUAAACUUGGUAAAUGAGAGGGGGAAAUGCCUUUUAAUGUCACCAGACUGUGCAGAAGAGCUAGUAAGCGAGGAGAGACAUUUAGAUGUCGUGAAAUAAAUUGCUGUCCUGCCCCUCCAGCCUUGCUGAGGUUUAAUUAUUUGUGUGGUGUUUUGGCCUCCAGGAAGCCCGUUCCUGAGGAAUUUUGACUGAGGCUGUCCUGCUGCUCCAUGGAAUCAUCCCCAGCCUCUUCUCUUUCCAUUUAUUCACGUUAUCUAUGCUUCUUCUUGCUGAAAUCUGGCUGGAAAGGCAGAUUUCAGCAUAUUCCCUUUUCCAGGGUGGCGGUAGCUGGGCUGGGAUAUCCCGCGGAUCCCCUCAGGGACUCGGGCCGGGCUCUCCGCUCUCUGCGCAGGAAAUGCCGCGUGGGCGCUGCUCCGGGCAAUCCGCUCCGCAUACCCCCGCUCCAUGGGGCAUUUUGCAGAUUCUCUUGCAUCUUCCCCAUCGUUUCCUAUAGGGAAUCCUGAGGUUUUCCCGCUCCGCCCAAUACCGGUGGGAGGACCGGCCGCUACCAUAG
This is a messenger RNA of Zonotrichia albicollis (white-throated sparrow), 1663 nucleotides long. NCBI's taxonomy places the organism in Eukaryota, Metazoa, Chordata, Aves, Passeriformes, Passerellidae. The record is from RefSeq and is a predicted model, not a curated record.